Messenger RNA from Ciona intestinalis (vase tunicate), 2474 nucleotides. NCBI's taxonomy places the organism in Eukaryota, Metazoa, Chordata, Ascidiacea, Phlebobranchia, Cionidae. The record is from RefSeq and is a predicted model, not a curated record.
CUAUAGUUAUAUAUCAGCUGUUUCAAGAACUUAAAAAACAACCACAUUUAAAAUGAAUGCCAAAGAUUGAAGUGCAUAUAUAUUGCGGGCGCAAAAUAUGAGGCAAUGCUUAAUAGUUAUUCUAGCAAUAGCAACGGUUGUACUAGCUGAGCGCCAAUGUGAAAUCGCUAGAAGAAAUAUAGUGUCCUUGGGUACUUAUGUAGAAGGACAUCAAACUAUUGCAUGUAUUGACCCAUGCGAUAGAACAGGGAAGGUAAUCUCAAACAAUGAAACGCAGUGUUCGGAGCGUCCAUACUGCCACUGGAACGGCACAUGGUGUUUUAUGAAAACAGUACCGCCCCCAACAACGAUGACAAAUAACAAGACUCAAGUUUUGGAAGAAUUAUCCUCGAGGCUCGACAGAAAUAGAACUGUCGACGUACACGGUCGUUCAGCAAAUGGGGACACGAGAGACUGCACAACAACAACCUUUCCAGACAGCUGUAAUAUCAAUGUUGAACAUUCAAAUAUGUCAGAAUUACUCAUCCCACCGUACGACAUACCAUACUGCCAAAGGGUUCCAUGCGUUGAUGCGGACGAGAAUGCAGACAACGACGAGAAGACGUGUCUCUUACACCCUGGAUGUUAUUUCGAUAGAGAACUUUCAGCAUUUCGAAAAUAUUACGGUCAUGCUGUUAUGCCUGGGAUUCCAGUUUGUCAUCAAGUUAUACGAAACGAUCGGUUUCUGCAAAUCGCACAAAACCUAAUGACCGUGGGCAAUUAUACGUGGAAUGCCUUACACACGAACUGUUUACUGCGAGAGUACCAUGAAGAAAUUUUCGAGGCGCCAACCGGAUGUUACAUAUUGACAUACCUGGAAUUUGCUGAUAUCUAUCCGAAACACUAUGGCUGGAAAGAUAUCAAUGUAACGGCCUGCGUCUUGAUCGGCGGGUGCUACUUUGGACCAAACCGGUGCUACUAUCCUGCAAACCCAUACGCAAACAUGCAGAUUUCCUCUAACAUGGAAGCUGUUGCAAGGCGGAAACCAUCUUUUCGAGACGAAUACGGCCAGCAAAUGUGUCGGCCAAUUUCGAUGGAGUUAAAAGGUGCUCAAUACCUCAGCGCAUACGAUAACUGCCUCAAGGCGGGGUGUGCUAUUCAUCCAAGCGUUGGAAAGGAACUUUUAGACAAUCUUCAUAUAGUGACCAUGGAAAGCGUGCCCCGAGCAUACCAACCUCAAUUUUGGGGUAAGGCCGUUAUUGGAGAAGUUAGAGCAGAUAAUUGGAUAGCUGAAGCUGACAGAAUGGUGUCUUGCGGGACUUUAAACACAAGUAAUCCGUUUGGAGUCCAUUAUGCGUCCGGCAGUAAUAUAAAUCUCACCCAGCUAUUAAGCAAUAGCAAUAACUUCUCAAGCCCGAAUGUUAGAAUUGUGCCAUUUGCAUUGACAAUAAACUUGGACGGAUCAUCCGCGAGAUUCCACCCCAGCCUACCCAGGCUUAACACCCUCGGCAAAAUCGACGCAACCACCUUAAGCAGAAUUUCGCUUUUUUCGAAGACGUUACUUUACUCGCAUAUACUGAAGGAGCGAAAAAGAAACCCUCUCGAAUACUUUUUUAGACUGCUUAUCCAAAGGCUACGAUGUCCAUAUUUAAACUAUUUUAACUUGGAAGGCUUUCAACCGAUGAGAGGUAGUUUUGAAGGCUGCUGCGACCGAACACUUUGCUAUACACCUCGAGAAGACAUACUUGGUCAAUACUCUGGCUCAGCAUCAUACUGGUCGCCGUGGGAACAUUGGUUAAGCUGUAGCAGGAGCUGUGGUAGUGGUGUUCAAGUAAGACGUCGUGUAUGUAUCGGUCGUUUUGAAGAAAACCAUUGCGCUGGAGACGCAGUUAUGGAGAAGCCAUGUAGUAUAGAAGUUUGUCCGAAAUGGUCGCAAUGGUCUAGUUGGGGGGCAUGUACAGAUAGUUGUGGUGGCGGACAAAAGUUAAGAGUCCGUGUCUGCCUUCUGCCGCCGUGCGAGGAAGCUCGAGAAGAGAGGACCCGGUGUUCGACGGAUGACUGUCCGCUUUUUGGGCAGUGGGGGACUUGGUCUGCGUGUUCUUUGACCUGUGGAAUUGGUAUAAACUCUCGCCGUAGAACUUGUAACGAUAGCAUGACUAGUGUAACUUGCCCUGCCAACACCCACAACGAAGUUUUGGACACUAGACCUUGUCACGAGUACUGUGGCAGUCCUGUUCGAAUUAGUGUUGGUUCUUGUAGCCCAUACCCGUAUUGUGUAUCAAUAGUACAGCAGAAAUGUGAAUACGUAACGCCUAACGGAGUCGCAGUAAACGGACAUUGUCGUAAUUUUAAAAGACGAAAGAAAAUUCGCUGCAUGGACCUUUGGCGUUCCUGUACCUGGUGUGCGGUGUACCAAUGCGAGCAACUGGACACAUAACUAUAAAAAUUGUCGUCGCUGUUUCGAAUAAAAUCUGGAGCAAAACUGUGCCCAGGUA